AUGGAUGCAAUAUAUUUAGGGUUGUUUGGUGUAUUUAUUGGGUUUGUGCUAUGGUGGUGGAAUGAAUAUUGGUAUAUUAUUCCUCUCAAAUUCAAAUGCUUCAAAUCUUCAACAAAAUUGCCACCAGGUCAUAUGGGUUUGCCAUUCAUUGGAGAAAUGAUUACUUUUCUUUGGUACUUCAAAAUUGUUAAACGUCCAGAUGAUUUUAUUAAUGCCAAGAGACGCAAAUAUGGUGAUGAAGUAGGCAUGUUUAGAACACAUCUUUUUGGGGCACCAUCCAUCAUAGUAUACACUCCAAAUAUUCACAAAUUUGUGCUACAUAAAGAAGACAAGCUCAUAGCAGAAUGGCCGACCAUUGAACUUAUGGGUAGAACUUCAUUGUUGACAUUUGAAAAUAUUGGAAAAUUAUUUAUGGGCAAGGAACCAAGCCCUCUUUUAAAUUCUUUGGAUAAGCUCUAUCAAGACUUACUUCUAGGAGUAAGAGCUUUUCCGAUUAACAUUCCAGGUUUUGCAUACCACCAUGCUCUUCAGUGUAGAAAAAAGCUUGAGGACGUUUUUUACAUGGAAUUAGAUAAGAGAAAGAAUGAAAAUAAGAUAGAAAUAAUUGAUCUAAUGGAUGGGUUGAUGAAAAUUGAAGAUGAAGAAGGUGAUAAGUUGAGUGACAAAGAAGUUAUAGACAAUAUUGUCUCUCUUGUGGCUGCUGGAUAUAUCUCUACUUCUCUUAUAUCUACAUGGGCUAUUUACCUUCUUGCCAAGUAUCCAAUUGUGCUAAAAAAGCUAAGGGAAGAGAACAUGGCUUUUACAAAGGGGAGUCCUCAGGAUUUUAUUACACCUAAAGACGUUUCAAAUUUAAAAUACACAAAUAAGGUCGUUGAAGAAGUGAUUAGAAUGGCCAAUGUUGCGGCUUGUGUUUUUAGAAAAGUUGACACUGAAGUUAAUUAUAAAGGUUAUAAGAUACCUAAGGGAUGGACGGUUAUUCUCCUCCUUCGUUAUCUUCAUACAGACCCAGAAAAUUUUAAGAAUCCUAUGUAUUUCAAUCCUGAUAGAUGGGAUGAGCCAUUAAUGUCUGGAACAUACCAACCUUUUGGUGGAGGACCAAGACUUUGUCCAGGAAAUACGCUUGCAAGAAUUCAACUCGCAAUUUUACUUCAUCAUUUAUCCAUAGGAUAUAGGUGGGAGCUCGUUAAUCCAAAUGCAGAUAUAAUUUAUCUUUCACAUCCUGCUCCGAUGGAUGGGGUCGAAAUUCAAGGUUUCAAAAAGUGCAGUAAUUUUGUCUGGUUGGAUGAGGAAAUGAACCCUAGGUCAAAGGAAGUGAUCUCUUCGUUACUGAAGAAUUUGAAUGAUGAGAAGCAGAGGUCUAAAGAUUCUAUCGCAAAAGAAGAAGAAAUGAGGAUGAAGAUGAAAAUGUUGAAGAAACAGUUGAAGUUUAAUUGGUCUAUAACCAUAAUUAUGUUUGUGACACUAGUGGCUGCAAUUAUAAUGAAAUGA
Molecule: messenger RNA, 1488 nt
Organism: Vicia villosa (hairy vetch)
Lineage: Eukaryota; Viridiplantae; Streptophyta; Magnoliopsida; Fabales; Fabaceae
Product: ent-kaurenoic acid oxidase 1-like
Exons: 9
Coding region: 1-1488 (495 amino acids)
Biological process (GO): multicellular organism development; brassinosteroid homeostasis; sterol metabolic process
Molecular function (GO): oxidoreductase activity, acting on paired donors, with incorporation or reduction of molecular oxygen; heme binding; monooxygenase activity
Source: RefSeq, a predicted model, not a curated record